GCAGCAGCAGCAGCAGCAGCAGCAGCAGCAGCAGCAGGAAGCACAGUGCAACGUCUUGUGGGAGGAAGCAAAAGGACUCCUCCUGCCUUUUUUUGAAAUAUCCAUGGAUACGUUGGUGGCGCUGCAGCAUGAGUUUGAGCUGCAGCAGCAGACGCUGCACCUUGCUGCUGUGUAUAUACACCUCGUCCUCCAGCAGCAGCUGCUGGAGGAGACGGCCAUGCAUCUGCUGCAGCACAAGCGGGAGGCAAGGAACUUGCAGCAGCAGCUGCAGCAGCAACAGCAGCAGCACCAACAGCAACAGCAGCAGCAGCAACAGCAGCAGCAGCAGCGACGCACCAUGCCAGUGCUGCCUCUCCCUCUGCAGAGCAGGCGUGCUACUGCAGCAGCAGCAGGAACAGCAGCCAGCAAGCUGAAGCACCGCAGCAGCAGCAGCAGCAGCAACAACACCAACAACAAUAACAAAAACAGCGACAGAGAUACCGCUGCUGCUGCUGCAAGCAGCAGAUUCCAUGUGCUGCCCCAGGCAGAAGCACCUGCAGCAGCAACAGCAACUGCAGCAGCAACAACAGCAGCAGCAUGGAUCACACCCCUUCACCCAACGGGUUCCAGCAGCAGCAGCAGCAACAACAGCAACAGCGACUUUGGCGCCUGCUGUUGCCGUCAACAGCAGCAGCAGCAGCAGCAGAAGCAGCAGCAGCAAAAGCAGCAGCAGCAGAGGCAGCAGCAGCAGCAGCAGCAACUAACUCCCGAAGUGAGAAGACCUCAAUCUACAGACGCCGGUUGUUGGCUGCGUCACCAGCCGGUAGCAGCAGCAGCAGCAGCGCAGCAGCAGCAGCAGCAGCAACAGCAGCAGCAGCAAGAGACGUUGGAGCUACUGCUGCUGCACCUUGCAGCAGCAGCAGUUUGUCCUAAGUCUGUGCUGCAGCGGAUUUGCUGCUGCACUGUUGCUGCUGGAAAGAUAGCAGAUGUCUUCAUAGAAAGGAGUCAAGAGUAUUAUAAGACAAACAAUACUGCAGCAUACGCAGAGUCUGCUGCAGCAGCAGCAGCAGCAGCAGCAGCAGCAAAUGCGUUCAACAAACAACGCGCUGCUGCAGCGGAAGCAGCAGCAGCAGCCGUUGCAGAGGUAGUACAUGCUUCCCCCCGCAGCAGCAGCGGCAGCAGCAGCAGCAGCAGCAGCGCAAUACAAAAACUCAGCAACAGCCUAGAACCUGAGAACGCGAUCAAAGACGAACAACUGCAGCAGCAGCAGCAGCAGCAGCAGCAUGGAGAUUUGCUGCAGCUGUUUGGGUGCUGCACUUCCUAUAGCAGCGAGAUGCUUCCUGCAGCAACCCCGCCAUCAGCAGCAGCAGCAACAACAGCAGGAGGAACAACAGCAGCAACAACAGCAGCAACAGCAGCAGCAGCAACAGCAGCAAGGGCUCGUGCUGCAGUGCAGCCAGUGGAGGUGGUGCUGACAGCAGGGGGUUUGCUAGCGGAAGAGACGAAGCUGCUGAAGCUGCUGCACUUUGAUUUGCUGCGGCAUCCCUCAGCGUUUGCUGUUCUUUCUAAUCUAUGGGCAAUUGCUGAAAGAUCUGCUGCUGCUAUUGCCAAGCGCUUGCUGCAGCAGCAGCAGCAGCAGCAGCAGCAGCAAGAAAUGCAAUUCUUACUGUGUCCUGUAGCUGUUGAGGCCCUAACAGCACAUCCUGCUUGCCCUCCUCUGCUGCUGCAGCAGCAGCAGCAACAGCAACAGCAACAGCAACAGCAACAGCAGCAGCAGCAGCAGCAGCGGCAGCAGCAGGUGUAUCAGCGGUGUGAACAGCAGCAGCAGCAGCAGCGCCAGCAGCACAACAGCAGCAGUAACAACAACAGCAGCAGCAACAGCAGCAGCAUGAACAGCAGCAGCAGCAGCAAGAACAGCAGCAGCAAGAACAGCAGCAGCAUCAACAGCAGCAGCAACAGCAGCAGCAGCAAGAACAGCAGCAGCAGCAGCAGCAGCAACAGCAGCAGCAGCAGCAGCUUGUGCGUACCUUCCAGGCCAGAAGCCAGGGAAUCUGAACGGUUGUGCGACUGA
This is a messenger RNA of Eimeria acervulina, 2050 nucleotides long. RefSeq lists its product as hypothetical. Gene Ontology annotation, molecular function: transcription coregulator activity. Lineage: Eukaryota; Apicomplexa; Conoidasida; Eucoccidiorida; Eimeriidae. Gene Ontology annotation, cellular component: nucleus; SWI/SNF complex. Gene Ontology annotation, biological process: regulation of transcription by RNA polymerase II. The record is from RefSeq and is a predicted model, not a curated record. The annotation marks the transcript as partial. The transcript has 3 exons.